Molecule: messenger RNA, 270 nt
Organism: Prunus armeniaca (apricot)
Lineage: Eukaryota; Viridiplantae; Streptophyta; Magnoliopsida; Rosales; Rosaceae
Source: the annotation of a GenBank genome assembly
AUGGGUGGAGAUGCUCUUAUAAGAUGUCUUGUGAAUGUCAUAAGGCCUGCUUUUCUUCUUGAGCUUCGUUUUAGGCACAGCAUCAUGUUCAGGAUGACAUUGUGCAGUUAUAGACAGCAGGAGCAUGCCUUGAUAGAUAACUAUAGAGUGCAGGAGAUUGAGUAUGAUAUUGAUCAUGAAAUCCAUAUAACGGACGGCCAGGAACAGAAGCUGCUGCAUGAUGAGGGUAAGUGUUAUGAUAUCGACUGGGAACUGGUGCAGGAGGAUUAA